Molecule: messenger RNA, 1762 nt
Organism: Diceros bicornis minor
Lineage: Eukaryota; Metazoa; Chordata; Mammalia; Perissodactyla; Rhinocerotidae
Gene: CABP7
Product: calcium binding protein 7
Exons: 4
Coding region: 588-1346 (252 amino acids)
Molecular function (GO): calcium ion binding
Source: RefSeq, a predicted model, not a curated record
ACUAGGAUUGUUUAUAAACUAAGAGUAAAUGGGCUCAGAGCGAUGGCCUCCCCCCAAGUGGUGCCUGACCUUUGCUCAGCUCCUUUCUCUGUGUGCUCCAGAUGGGGGGUUCCCCAAAUCAGUCAUUCAUUCAUUUAACCAUUUAUUCAGCAAAUGUUUAUGCUUGAAUGACAGGCACUGUUCCAGGUAACAGGAUGCAGCCGUGAGCAACACCGACCUGGUCCCUGCUCUCAUGGUACCCGUAGUUCACACUCCGGUGUGGUCAGUGCAAGGAUGGAGGAAGAGCGGGGUCUGGGGGAGCCCAGUGGAGGGCCACAGUCAGCCCAGGGGCGGAGAGGGCACCAGGGAGGUGAUGCCGUCCGUGCUGGGAACUGAGGAUGCAUCCGAGCUCACCGUGGUCAAGGGAAGAGCAUUCCGGGUGAAGGAGCCACAUGUUCAAAGGCCCAGAGGUGGAGCAACCUGGUGCCCACCAGCACGAAAGGGCCCCUAGGGCUGGAGUUCAGGACACCUGAGAGAUCCGUGAGGCCUUCAAAGUCUUUGACCGUGACGGCAAUGGCUUCAUCUCCAAGCAGGAGCUAGGCACCGCCAUGCGCUCCCUGGGCUACAUGCCCAACGAGGUGGAGCUGGAGGUUAUCAUCCAGCGGCUGGACAUGGAUGGUGAUGGCCAAGUGGACUUCGAGGAGUUUGUGACCCUCCUGGGACCCAAGCUUUCCACCUCGGGGAUCCCAGAGAAGUUCCACGGCACUGACUUUGACACUGUCUUCUGGAAGGUAUGCCCUGGCUGCUUGGGACUCAGGGCUGUGCACACCGUGAAGGGCUGCACUGGGGUCAGUGAAUGGCUGGGCCCACACUUUAAAGGGGAGAUGACCACUCCAGGCUUCUGUCCACUGGAUGUCUUGUCUCCCAGAGGGGCAUGGGCUCCCUGGGGGAGGCUGGUGUUGGUCAAGGACUCAGGGAAUGGAGGAUCUGGAGGCCGGUCGCUGGGCUUAUGUGGCUGCCUGUGCUGGGUGGGGACUGUGGUGGUGGUGGUGGUGGCCAGAGCACCGUGUCUCCCCCCACCCAAGUGUGACAUGCAGAAGCUGACCGUGGACGAGCUGAAGCGGCUGCUCUACGACACCUUCUGCGAGCACCUGUCCAUGAAGGACAUUGAGAACAUCAUCAUGACGGAGGAGGAGAGCCACCUGGGCACGGCAGAGGAGUGCCCCGUGGACGUGGAGACCUGCUCCAACCAGCAGAUCCGCCAGACGUGCGUGCGCAAGAGUCUCAUCUGCGCCUUUGCCAUCGCCUUCAUCAUCAGCGUCAUGCUCAUCGCAGCCAACCAGGUGCUGCGCAGCGGCAUGAAAUAGGCACCUGCUGUCCGCGCGUGGUGCACGGGGCUGCUCCACACCCCCCCCGCCGCCUGCAGUUCUCUCCUUCAGCCAGGCCCCCGGGCCACCACCACGGGUACUUCAGGGCCUGGAUGUCUGGUGACCCCACCCCACCCGCCCCACAGGCCUUGCAUGGAGCUGUGGCCAGGCUGUGGAGGGCCUGGUGGUGGCUCUGAGGACGGCCCCCAGCCCACCUGCAGCCUGCCCGUGCGCCACCCUGGCCUGUAUGUAGCACUAGCUCUUCCCGCUGUCCAGGGGCUCCUGGGGAGUCAAGGAGGAACCGGUACAGGGCCAAGCACUGCUGCGGUCCCUGAGACAGGAGGGGGCAGGGCCCUGUGCCCACGCCACACAGCUGACUCGACCCUGGUCCCUGAGGUUUGCCCAGGGCCAUGGGU